AGUCGCGUCGAGUACAUCAGGACUCACAGGAGUCUCUUCUCCGGCAUCACCGCUCGUGAUCCAAGCUAACUCAAGCUCGAGAGCUUCACCUGUCUGUCCUUUUGGGCCGCUGCCCACCUCCGAAGGCAGAAUGCCGCACCGCCCGGGACCCAACCAGACUCAAGCCACGAUCACCGUUCAAAGACUGCCGCCCGGUGCUGUGCCUUCAGCACCUGGACCCUUCUACCAGGAUGGCAAUUUCGAAUACAAAGAAGGCUUCAUUGUUCCCGAACCUCUGGUGGACGGAAAAAUCGAGACCCUGAAGGAGCGCGCCCGGGUCACAAACCAGGUGUAUCGUAAUGCUCAACUUAUCUUGCCCGGCCCGAAAGCCACCCACGACUGCGUGUUGGGCUCGUACCUGCGUCACGUCAGAGAACCGUACUUCUCAACAGUUCAAGUGCCCUACGGUCCUGACAUGCACACCCGAGUUACGCAAAGCGUAAACCAGCGUGCUUUCCCCCACGCGACGGCGGACGGAAGGAGAAUCAUCCAUCAGACCUACAACAACCCGUCGAGUCUCUACUCGUCCCAGAACGCUCAGGAUGCUUUUGCGUUGCACACGGGCAUGCACUCGCCUCGUCAGAAUCCUGCUGCGAAGUUGUCCGACAUCACGCUCUCACCUACCUAUCAACUGCUUCACGGUGCCGAUCCAGUCCAAGCACAUUCGCCAACUACCGGACAGGUGUACUCCCCUCAACCACAACCGCAGGGAGCCCAACCCUGGGGUCCAUCUCAAGCGCGCCACGGACCGACUCAGUCGUCGUCCUUCAACACCAUCAUGCACUCCGUAUGCGCACCUGGAAGCAACUUGUAAACUAUCGUGUACGAUUCCAACAUUCUCGGGGCGAUCUAAGACUCUCGAAAGAUCUUCCCAGAUCGCUAAUUGUACUGGCUGUGCUGAUUUGAGAGCUCUGAUUUCGACCCCACUCAUUCGAGAGCAGAUCGGUCUUGAGACUUGAGAAGAAUGUUGUGAGCGAAUUAAAAACCCGGAGAAUUUCUGAAUAAUUCACCGAUUACCCAAUCAUUCCGCUCCAAUGCGGAAAAAAAAAGCGUCGAGGGGAAGUCAGGGCCGUGUUACUCCAAACGAUUCCCACAACAAGCGUGAAAGGAUAGUGUCGAAUGUCGAUGUUCUGGAUAUAAAUUUCCCCGAACAGUUAUUGUCUCCGGGAAAAUUCCCAGCGGCGUACUUUUUCUUGCUCGAUCGCGGUAAGACGGCAUCCGCGACCUAUAACUACAUAUAUCCGUGGCUAAUAUGCAUGGAUUCGUGGAUGGAUGGCAUAUGUUCAUGGAUUGAGAGAUCAAUGAAUAAACAGUGCAGGGCAUAAAU
This is a messenger RNA of Galendromus occidentalis (western predatory mite), 1366 nucleotides long. It is a transcript of the gene Zasp66, whose product is annotated as PDZ_signaling and DUF4749 domain-containing protein Zasp66. Lineage: Eukaryota; Metazoa; Arthropoda; Arachnida; Mesostigmata; Phytoseiidae. Bases 131 to 853 code for a protein of 240 amino acids. The transcript has 6 exons. The record is from RefSeq and is a predicted model, not a curated record.